ACAUCAACCCAGCCAGAUACAGAGGCUAUAUGCACCUAGAAUCAUGGUGUUCGAGUCUCUUGUCGCAGACCUUCUUAACAAGUUUAUAGGGGAUUAUGUGGAAAAUCUGGACAAGUCCCAACUCAAACUUGGCAUUUGGGGAGGCAAUGUGGUUCUUGAAAACUUGAAAGUCAAAGAAAAUGCAUUGAGCGAAUUCAACGUUCCUUUCAAAGUAAAGGCAGGGCAAAUUGGUAAGCUGAUUCUGAAGAUCCCGUGGAAGAAUCUGUACAAUGAUGCUGUAGUGGCAACCUUAGAUGGCCUUUAUCUUCUUGUUGUUCCUGGAGCAACUGAGACUGGUAUAGGUAUUAAAUAUGAUGCAGCAAAAGAGGAAAAAUACCUGCAGGAGGCCAAACAGAAGGAAUUGCUGCGCAUUGAAGAAGCCCUGCAGAUGGCUGCAGAGAGAGGCACUCAAACUGGAGACUUCUUAUUCGAUUUGGAAAGCUAUGUGUAUAAGGAUGUCAAGCCAGGACAUAAGCAUAAAAAGCGUAAAAAACACUUUAAGAAAUCUAAACGACGUGAGCACAAGCAAGGUAUGUGUGUGUGCAGUAUCUAUAGUGCAGUAUCUAUAUACAGUGGCUUGCGAAAGUAUAAUCCUAAAGACGAGAAGAAGGAUUCUUUUCAAGAAAAGCUACUGACGCAGGUCAUAAAGAAUCUGCAGGUCAAAAUAACUAACAUUCAUAUCCGAUAUGAAGAUGAUAUCACAGACCCUGAGCAGCCUUUCUCAGUGGGUGUUACACUGAAAGAGCUCAGUUUACAGACAGCCGAUGAAAAUUGGAAGCCAUGCAUACUAAACAAUGCUGCCAAAAUCAUCUACAAGCUUGUCCGUUUAGACUGCCUGUGUGCCUAUUGGAACGUGAAGAGCAGAAUGUUUUACCAUGGUACCCAGGAAGAUAUACUGGGACUGCUGAAAGAAGGAAUUGCUUCAAGCAUCAAGGAGCCCAAAGAUUAUCAAUACAUUUUCAGACCUAUAUUCGCUUCAGCAAAACUGUGCAUCAACCCUCAUGCUGAGAUCGAACUCAAGUCCCCCAAAAUGUACCUUGACAUGGAAGUCCAGAGUAUUGCUAUAGAGAUGACCAGGCCACAGUACCUCAGUAUGAUAGACCUUCUUGAAUCAGUGGAUUAUAUGGUCAGAAAUGCCCAAUACAGAAAAUACAAACCAGAGCUACCACUCCAUAAAAAUGCCAGAAAAUGGUGGGGCUAUGCCAUUACUAGCGUAUUAGAGGUCCACAUCAGGAGGCCCACUCAGAUGUGGCUCUGGAGCUCCAUCAGAAAGCACAGAGAGCACCUUAGGGCUUACAAAACAGCAUACAAAACCAAACUAACACAAAGCAAGUGUGGGGAGGAAACACUGAAGCAACUUCAGGACUUGGAAACGACCCUUGAUGUUUUUAAUAUCACGUUAGCCCGGCAGCAGGCACGUGUGGAGGUGAUCAGGUCUGGGCUGAAGAUGUUAGGGAAGAAGGCUACACAAAAGGAGAAGCAGGGAGGCGGGUGGUUUGGUGGCUUUUUUGGAAAGAAAGAAGGGAAGAAGAAAGCGCAAGAGGAGGAGUCAUCGGCACCUGAGAGUUUUGAUGAGUUUAUGACUGCAGAAGAGAAGGCUAAACUCUACACUGCAAUCGGAUAUAGCGGCAGCUCCCACAAUCUCGCUUUGCCCAAAGAGUAUGUUGCCAGUAUUGUGACCUUUAAGCUGCUAAGCACCUCCAUCACUGUGCGAGAGGAGGCCGGUGUUCCAGAGACACUGAAGGUGCAGAUGAUCUCCUUGAGUACCAGCAUCUCCCAGCGGCCAGGAGCACAGGCACUGAAAGUGGAAGCUAAGCUGGAACACUGGUAUGUAACAGGGCUCCAGCAGAGAGGUGCUGUUCCUUCUCUCAUCGCUUCUGUAGGAGAUGCCACUUCGUCUUUACUCCAUAUCCGGUUUGAAACCAACCCAGAGGGUAGCACUGCAGACCAGCUGCUAGUCGUCCAGUCUCAGCCCGUUGAGAUUAUUUACGAUGCCAGAACAGUGAUUGGCUUGGCAGAGUUUUUCCAAUCGGCCGAAGGGAUUGACCUUGAAAUGCUGACUUCUGCCACGUUGAUGAAGUUGGAAGAAAUCAAAGAAAAGACAGCGACAGGUCUCUCGCAUAUUAUUGAAACGCAUAAAGUUCUUGACCUCCAGAUCAAUUUAAAACCCUCCUACCUCCUUGUGCCGCAAACUGGUUUCUAUGAUGGAAAAUCAAAUCUCUUGAUUCUGGAUUUUGGUAGUUUGCAGUUAAACAGUGUGAAUCAAGGUGGGCAGCAGCCACUUUCCCCGAGCUUCAACUCUUUAGAAGAAAUCAUGGACAGAGCCUAUGAAAAGUUUGACUUGGAACUCCAGAGUGUCCAACUUCUUUAUUGCAAGUCAGGAGAGAGUUGGAAAGAUGCCUGUCACAAGAAGUCGUCAAAACUACACAUUCUUCAGCCCAUGGAUAUUAAGGUGCAGCUGGCUAAGUCAAUGGUGGACAAGGAUGUCAGAAUGGCUAAAUUUAAGGUAUCAGGAGAACUUCCUCUGUUGCAUGUGAGGAUGUCAGACCAAAAAAUCAAAGAGGUCAUGGAGCUGGCUGAAAGCAUCCCAUUACCACAGAGGCCAUCUACCCCGACUGACACAGCUAAGAAGGUACCAUCCAUUUCUUUAGCAGAUGCUAGAACCAAAGUACGUUUUGAAAAAAGCUUGAAUGCCGCCGUGCUACUGGAAGCUGGUGACACAGCUUCCUCAGCAUCUGAAGAGGAGAUCAGUGGGCACUCCCCAGGCAGACAUGAUCAACAACUGGCAUUACCAGGAGGUGAUGCAAAGGUGGAGCUCACUGACCUGCAGCUCAAAUUUGAAAUUAAAGAGGUACUUGUAGAACUCACACAGCAGGAAAGCCAGGAGACUCUGCUGGCUCUGAACGUUGCUCAGCUGGGAACUGAAGUCAAACUCCGACCUUAUGAUUUAACAGUUACCUCCUAUUUAAAGAAAGUCAACUUGGAUUACUGUGAAAUAAGAGAUCGCCAAAAUCAGCCUAUUCAUUUAAUUAGUUCUUCAGAUAAACCUGGCUCAGACCUUUUGAAAGUAGAAUUCAUUAAGGCUGAUAACAAUGGUCCUAACUUCAAAGCAACAUUUGAUAAUACUGAACAAACGCUAAAGGUGGCAUUCUCAUCGCUCAACCUCCUGCUGCACACCCAAGCCCUGCUCUCCACCAUCAGUUUCAUGACAGCUGCAGUCCCUUCAAGCAUUCCGCGGUCCACUGGGAAGGAUCAGCAGAAAAAGUCGCAAGGAGGGGACUCUGAGAAAGGGACUGUUGCAAAGACAGUGUCAAAAGGAUCAAAGGACAAGGAUAUCUUUCAUUUGAAGGUGUUUGUCGUGUUGGAUUCUUUCCAUGUUGCUGUGUGUGACGAAAGACGCAAAAUUGCUAAUAUAAAAGUCCAAGGUUUAGAUACGUCUGUAUUUGUCAAGACAAGAGAGACCCAAGUUUCUGCUAGACUCCGAGAUAUCGUUGUGACAGACAUUGUUUCAAGCAUUAUCCACCAAAAGGCUGUCUCCAUCGCGGGAGAGGAAGUGUUCAGUUUCAACAUGGCGCUGUAUCCGAACGCUACCGAGGGAGAUGCCUACACCGAUACCUCCAACGUGGAUGGGAAGGUGACUCUGAGAGUGGGCUGCAUUCAGAUUGUCUACCUGCACAAGUUCCUGAUGUCUCUAUUAGAUCUUCUUAGCUACAAAUAUUCUUCAUCUCGCAAGAAAUUUGUUGAUAACUUCCAGACAGCAAAGGAGGCCCUGAGUGUGGCCACAGCACAGGCCGCAGAGAAAGCUGCCUCCAGCGUCCGGGAUUUCGCCCAGAAGAGCUUCCGCCUCUCCAUGGAUAUCAAGCUGAAGGCUCCGGUGAUCAUCAUACCCCAGUCCUCAGUCUCCCAGAAUGCAGUGGUGGUGGACCUGGGGUUAAUCACCGUGCAGAACCAGUUCUGUCUGGUCCCUGCAGACGGGGACUCUCUGCCUCCAGUCAUUGAUAAAAUGAAAGUGCAGCUAACAGAGCUGAAACUAUCCAGGGUUGUUUUGCAAGGGAGCUCCUCUCAGCCCGAGAUUGAGAUAUUGCAGCCAGUAAACCUAGACCUGACUGUGAACCGAAAUCUUGCUGCUUCUUGGUACGACAAAAUCCCUGCAGUGAAGAUCAAGGGAGGGUUAGAGACCAUGAAUGUUGUUCUAAGCCUGGAGGAUCUUGGAGUUCUGAUGAAAAUUUUGGUUGAAAACAUUGCAGAAGGCAGUAAAGAACUAAGUGGAAAAAACCUGACCAAUGAAAAAGCUGAAGAUAGAAGUAAGACGUCAGGGAUGAUCAAACUGUUAUCCAGUGCAGCAGGCGAGACAGGAAGCCCGCUGGUGAACGUCAACACAAGUAUCUGUGAAGAAGUUGCUAAAGUGCACCUCGACUUUGAAAUCAAGGAGGUGGUGGUGAAGCUUACCAAGCCAGUGAAAGAGAAAGAGUAUCCAUUCCUGGUACUGCAUGUGUCAAAGCUUGGGACUGAAGCUAGAGUGAGAAACUAUGACAUGGGUGUCACUGCCUAUCUAAAGAAAAUCAGCAUGAAGUACCUGGGAUUUACAGGUGAACCUCUCAAUAUCAUCAGGUCUUCUGAUGAGCCGGGAGCUGAUCUCCUGAAAGUGGAGUAUCACAAGGCUGACAAAAAUGGGCCGGACUUUAAAACUGUUUACAACAACACUGAGCAGAUGAUCACUGUGGCCUUUUCAUCUCUUGACCUGCUGCUGCACACACAGGCCCUUCUCUCCAGCAUUAACUUCCUAACAGCUGCCAUGUCUUCAGGCAGCCUGCCCUCUGCUGAUAAGGAGCGAGAUUCGAACAUACAGGCUGAAGAACAAAGCAAGAGCUCAGCACUAAAGCCUGUGUCUGCUGGUUCACAAACUGAUGGUGAUGUCAUUGACCUUAAGCUCACUGCUAAGCUUGGUGCAUUUAAUGUGUUUGUAUGUGAUGAAAACUGUGACAUUGCUGACAUUAGGAUACGGGGUAUUGACGCCUCAGUUUCAAUGCAGUCGUCUCAAACUCAGGUUUUCGCUCGACUUGGAGAUAUCAUUGUCACAGAUGUUGACUCAAAGACUAUCCACAAAAAGGCUGUCUCCAUCGCGGGAGAUGAAGUGUUCAGUUUCAACAUGGCGCUGUAUCCAAAUGCUACUGAGGGAGAUGCCUACACCAAUACCUCCAACGUUGAUGGGAAGGUGACUCUGAGAGUGGGCUGCAUUCAGAUUGUCUACCUGCACAAGUUCUUGAUGUCUCUGGUGAAUUUUUCAAAUAACUUCCAAACUGCAAAGGAGGCCCUGAGUGUGGCCACAGCACAGGCCGCAGAGAAAGCUGCAUCCAGCGUCCGGGAUUUCUCCCAGAAGAGCUUCCGCCUCUCCAUGGAUAUCAAGCUGAAGGCUCCAGUGAUCAUCAUCCCCCAGUCCUCAGUCUCCCAGAAUGCAGUGGAAGUGGACCUGGGGCUGAUCACCGUGCAGAACCAGUUCUGUCUGGUCCCUGCAGACGAGGGAUCUCUGCCUCCAGUCAUUGAUAAAAUGGAUGUGCAGCUAACAGAGCUGAAGCUGUCCAGAAUUCUCCUACAGGAAGGUUCAGUUCAGCCUAAUAUUGAGUUACUGCAACCAGUCAACUUGCGAGUGUCUGUGAAGAGAAACCUCGCGGCUGCCUGGUGCCAGAAGAUACCAGCAGUGGAAAUCAAUGGAGAUCUAAAACCUAUGAAGGUGGCACUAAGCCAAGAUGACUUAACUGUCCUAUUAAAAAUUGUGAUGGAAAAUAUUGGAGAAGCUGCAAAUCCACAGACAGAAACAAAGACAUCUGCUGAUAGUGUGCAAAAGCAAGGCGGAUCUCUGUAUGGGUCAGAUCUGCCCAAAGGUUCUGCUCCGAUUAAAAAAGAAGACUCUAAUGUGCUUGAUUCUAAGGAACCGUACGAAACGCUGAAAUUUGAUUUUAACUUUGAAUCGCUUUCUUUGGUACUUUACAACAGUGAUCCUACGCUGAAAGCACCACUUUCCCAAAGACAGGAUAGCCUACGUAUUGGAGAAUUCAUUUUGCAUCUAAUGACCGCAUCUGGGAAAAUGUUUGAAGGUGGGGCCUUAGAGGCCUCUACAAAACUCACUGCCUGUACACUGGAUGAUUGUAGGCAGGGGAUCGAGAGGGUCACCUCAAGGAUGGUUGACAGGAAGGAUGAUGGGGGUGACAGCGUCAUGAUCGAUCUGAGUUUUACCCAGCGCCAGGGUGAGAGUUCAGUGGUAGCUGUGCUCCAGAAGCUGUACGUCUGUGCCAGUGUCGAGUUCCUGCUGGCCGUGGCUGAUUUCUUCAUCAAAGCCAUGCCACAGGGUCCAACCCCUGACAAAUCUAACCUGCUGCAGCUGAAACAAGUGAAUGUGCCAAGGGCCGCCUCUGAAAAGGCCCCUGAUUCUUCUCGCCCUAAGAUGAAGAUAAAAGCUGUUGUUAUCGACCCUGAGGUUGUGUUUGUGGCCAACCUGAUGAAGGCUGAUGCUCCAGCGCUUGCUGCCUCUUUCCAGUGCGAUUUCACCCUCGUAUUGGAGGGAGCAUCUCAAAAAAUGACAGCAAGUUUGCGGGAGCUGAAGGUCCUGGCCUGCCCUUUCCUCAGAGACAAAGGAGACAAGGCUGUCACCACAGUGUUGCGGCCUGCUUGUUUAACUCUUGAAGCCAGAAUGCAUCAAACAGAACCGCUGACUGCAGCUGUCACAGUGGAUGCAAUUAUUAUUAAGAUAAAGAACCAUUUCUCCAUUCCAUUUGCCAUUUAUAAGUUUUCAAUGAAGUCCAUAUCACUGGAACCUGUUGGUGAAGCAGAGCCUGAAAAGGAGUUCCACGUGCCUUUGGAUUCGUACAGGUGCCAGCUGUUUCUGAGACCAGUGGGGAUGUUGGAUGGCCAGUUUAAGGAGUCCUCCACAUUCAUAGCAUGGAAGGAGGAGCUUCACCGGAGUUCAGAGGUCAGGGGUGUGCUGCAGUGCCCCUCCAGUGAGAUAAACUACCUGCCUCUCAUAGUGAACACUGUCGCUGUCCCAGAUGAGCUGAGCUUCAUCUCUAGCCAUGGGGAGGAGGACUGGGACCCAGCCUACCUCAUUCAUCUCUGCCCCACUGUGACCAUGCGAAACUUACUGCCAUACACUGUCCGCUACCUGCUCGAGGGAACAGCCGAGACUCAUGAACUGGCAGAAGGGAGCUCAGCUGAUGUCCACAGUGCCAGGAUUAGUGGGGAGAUCAUGGAACUCGUCCUGGUGAAAUAUCAGGGCCGGAACUGGAAUGGCCAUAUUAAGAUCCAUGAGGGACUGCCGGAGUUCUUCCUUGUGCGCUUCACCAGUGACUGUCUGGACAGCCUGAGUGUGGAUCUGAGUAUUCACGUGGGGCGAACUAACGGGCAGAUGGUCUUGUCUGUGUUCAGCCCAUACUGGAUCAUUAACAAGACCAACCGGGUCCUCCAGUACCGCGCCGAGGAGAUCCAAAUAAAGCACCCUUCCGACUUCCGAGACAUCAUCCUCUUCUCUUUCAAAAAGAAAAAUAUCUUUAGUAAGAACAAGGUUCAGCUGUGUGUUUCAACUAGUACCUGGUCCAGUAGCUUUUCUUUGGACACAGUAGGAAGCUAUGGAUGUGUAAAGUGCCCUGCUAACAAUAUGGAGUACCUUGUUGGAGUGAGUAUCCAGAUGAGCAGUUUUAACCUGACCCGGAUUGUGAUAAUGAGCCCAUUCUAUACACUGGUGAACAAGUCCUCCUUUGAACUGGAGGUGGGAGAAGUGCAGACCACAGGAACUGUAACAAAUGGGAAAUGGCACUACAUUGCUGCAGAUGAGUGUCUUCCCUUGUGGCCAGAAACUACAACAGGAAAGCUGUGUGUUCGGGUUGUAGGUUCAGAAACGACAUCCAAAUCUUUUUUCUUUAACAAGCAGGAUAACGGUACCUUGCUUGGCAUGGAUCUGUGUGGAGGAAUUAUAGCAGCUGUAAACAUUGCAGACCAUGCCACAGUGAUCAGUUUCUCAGACUACUAUGAAGGGGCUGCCCCAGCACUCAUUAUAAACCACACGUUGUUGCUGACGCUGAAGUAUCAGCAAAGUGGGAAUGAGGAGCUUGAGAAAGAGGAACUGAAACCUGGAGAGGCUAAAUUGUUUGCUUGGAAUAAUCCGGCUGCCAUUAGGAAACUGAGCUGGAGUUGCUCGCAGCAAACCGGAGAGCUCGAUCUGAUAAAGGAUGAGAGCGGGCAAUUCUGUUAUAAUCAGAACACUCAGAUUCACUGGGUUUCCUUCCUGGAUGGGCGCCAACGAGUCCUGCUCUUCACAGAAGACGUUGCCAUAGUUACCAAAGCGAGGCAAGCAGAGGAGAUGGAGCAGUUUGAGAAAGAGAUCAACGUGUCUUUGCAGAAUCUAGGCCUAUCCCUCAUCAACAAUGAAAACAAACAGGAGAUCUCUUACAUUGGAAUCACUAGCUCUGGGGUUGUUUGGGAGAUGAAGCCCAAGCAGAGAUGGAAACCAUUCAAUCAGAAGAAUAUAAACCUGCUGGAACAGACUUAUCAGAAGCAUUUAUCUACCAAAAAGCAGCCUGGCUGGAUUAAGUUAGAGAACAAUUUUGAGGUUAACUUCACCAAGAUUCCAAUGGAGAUGCGUCACCCAUUAGUCUGCAACAUCAGACGAAACUUCUUGUCAGGAAUUCAGGUUGAGUUCAAACAGUCCCCACAUCAAAGAAGCUUACGAGCUCAGUUGCACUGGCUUCAGGUUGAUAACCAACUGCCGGGUGCUAUAUUUCCUAUAGUGUUCCACCCUGUACCUCCUCCCAAGUCCAUUGCCCUUGAUUCAGAACCAAAGCCUUUUAUUGAUGUUAGCAUCAUCAGCAGAUUUAAUGAGCACAGCCAAGUGAUGCAGUUCAAGUACUUUAUGGCCCUUGUUCAAGAAAUGGCUCUGAAGAUAGACCAGGGAUUUCUAGGAGCCAUUAUUGCCCUGUUUACACCAGUGACAGAUUUACAGGCUGACAAGCAAAAGACAAAGCUCAUUGAGCAGGAUCUUGAAGCCCUAAAAGCAGAGUUAAUGGAAUCAUCAAUAACAGAUACGUCUGGACUCGGCUUCUUUGAGCACUUCCAUAUCUCCCCUAUUAAGCUCCAUUUGAGUGUGUCGCUCGGCUCAGGAGAGGAGUCUGAUAAGCAGGAUAUGGUAGCUAUCCAAUCCAUCAACCUCUUAUUGAAAAGUAUAGGGGCAACUUUAACAGACGUCGAUGACCUGAUCUUCAAACUUGCUUGCUUUGAAGUGAGAUACCAGUUCUACAGAAGGGACCAAUUGAUGUGGACUGUGAGUAGACAUUAUGUUGAACAAUUCCUGAAACAGAUGUAUGUGCUUGUAUUGGGUCUGGAUGUUCUUGGGAAUCCAUUUGGACUGAUCAGAGGACUUUCCGAGGGGGUAGAGGCCUUCUUCUAUGAACCUUUCCAGGGCGCUGUUCAAGGUCCAGAAGAGUUUGCCGAGGGUUUUGUUAUUGGAGUAAGGAGUCUUCUAGGCCACACUGUAGGGGGUGCAGCAGGAGUAGUGUCACGAAUCACGGGCUCUGUUGGAAAAGGACUAGCCGCCAUCACCAUGGAUAAAGAAUACCAGCAGAAACGUAGGGAGGAGAUGAACCGCCAGCCUAAGGAUUUUGGAGACAGCCUGGCCAAAGGAGGGAAGGGCCUGCUUUGGGGGGUGGUUGGUGGAGUGACAGGAAUCGUUACAAAACCUGUAGAAGGUGCUAAGAAGGAAGGAGCAGCUGGGUUCUUUAAAGGACUCGGUAAAGGUCUGGUUGGAGUCGUGGCUCGACCGACGGGAGGCAUUGUAGACAUGGCCAGCAGCACCUUUCAAGGAAUACAGAGGGUUGCCGAGUCAACUGAAGAAGUGUCUAAAAUACGCCCCCCACGUCUCAUUCGGGAAGAUGGAAUUGUCCGACCUUUCAACCAGGGAGAUGCAGAGGGAUACGACUUGUUCCAGAGAUCAGAGAUAAAGAAGUUGGAAGGGGAGCUGUUCCGGGAGCACUGUAAAGUCCCAGGCAGCAGGAAAACAAGCCUUGUUGUGACUAACAGGAGAGUGAUGUGUUUGAAGGAGAUAGACUUUGUGGACCACAUCAACAAAGACUGGGAGUGCUUGUUUGAAAACUUUACCCGUCCCCCCUCACUGCAAGGAAACACUUUGAAUAUAUACACCAAGGAUCAAGGGAUAAAAAUGUUUCAGAACAAAGACAGCCAAGAUUCAGUGAGAGAAGUGCCUCUCCAAGAUCCUGACAUUGCCAGGAAAAUGUGCAGUGCAAUCGAUGAAGCUAAAACUUCCAGGCAACAGCACCAGCUAGUAAAACAGAAAUCCCGUCGGUUUAUUAAACAAAACACAUUGCCCUGAGGUCAUAUUGUCCUGAGGUCACAAGUACUGCCUCCAAGUCUGACGUUUGUCUCAUCUGAUUAUGUGUUUUUUUGUUUUUUGGUUUUUGGUUUUUUUAAAUGUUUUUUUGUUUACAAUCCAGUUUACAAAUGAUAUGAUAUUAUAAAAAAGUAAAA
Polyodon spathula (Mississippi paddlefish) is the source of this 10566-nucleotide messenger RNA. Its product is annotated as vacuolar protein sorting-associated protein 13C-like. The record is from RefSeq and is a predicted model, not a curated record. Gene Ontology annotation, biological process: mitochondrion organization; protein retention in Golgi apparatus; protein targeting to vacuole. Gene Ontology annotation, cellular component: extrinsic component of membrane. The transcript is spliced from 82 exons. NCBI's taxonomy places the organism in Eukaryota, Metazoa, Chordata, Actinopteri, Acipenseriformes, Polyodontidae. The coding region runs from base 44 to 10411 and encodes 3455 amino acids.